AUGUGGACGGACAGGAGGAGCUGUGGUGACGGGUGAGGUCUCUUGUUGUGGCUGAGGCAAUUGUGGACAAAGUCUGGAAAGUUAAGACCGAAAAAGGAAAAGGAUUUGCGGAGUUAGAGCGCAAUUGAAACUCCCCUCUAUUCCGGAAUAACAGAGCUUUUUUCCUCCCUUUUUACCACUUUUCUCCAUUAGCUGCCCAUGGAUAGCUAGCUGCUAACGCUACAUACCGGAGCACCUGUCUCCAUUGUCUCUGUCACGUCGGCGACUUCCGGUCGUCGUGUCCGCCGGGUCCUCUCAGUCUGGUACGAUAAACCGUCAGCUGUUUUUGUUGUUUUUGACAGUCACACUGCUCUGCUGCUUCCACUGCCCGAGGUGGACGAACAAGAUGGAGUGAGAGGUGCCUCUGUCCCGGAAAUGCCCGGCACAAACUGUAACUGGGUCCCACUGGUAGGGCUGGGCAAUAGUUCAGUAUCGAUAUAUAUCGCUACAGUAUUUUAGUAAAUAUUUAAUUCAUAACCAAAAUUAAUUACAUACAUGUCGAUAUGGUGUUUGUGUAUUGUGUAAACACACUUUGAGACAAAACAUAUAAUUGCCAUGAAGGUUUUAUGUCAGAUGUGUGAAAUGUCUCGCAAUGUAACAAGCCUGUGUUGUUUUCUGCCCAUAAAGAAGAAAUUAUUAACUGGUUAAUUGGUUUCUACAACUGUCACAUUGGUAAUAUUUAUUUACCGAUUUGACACUUUUCUAUCACAAAAACAUUCUUGGCCGUAUCGCCCAGCCCUCCUGUGCUAGAUAUUUCAUAGAACACUGAAAAUCCCAACCAUAAAACAUGGCAUCCCCCAAAGCAAAAGUAGGAGUCAACAGUGAGAGCAGCCCAAUGAAAGAAUGCAGUGGUCAAGCUGGAGAAGCAGCUCCAAAUCAUCGGAUAUACUGCCUGGAUGACCUGGAGACCGUGGCCACAGUUGGUACUGGGACGUUUGGCAGAGUCUUCCUGGUCAAGGACAAAAAGAGCCGGGCUUUCUUUGCCCUGAAGCAGAUGAAGAUACCAGAUGUGAUCCGACUGAAGCAGGAGCAACAUGUCCACAAUGAGAAGGAGGUGCUGACAGAGGUCAACUACCCCUUCCUCAUUCGACUGUUUUGGACUCACCACGAUGAGCGCUUCCUCUACAUGCUGAUGGACUACGUUCCGGGUGGCGAACUGUUCAGCUACUUGCGCAGCCGUGGCCGUUUCAGCAACAACGCUGGCCUCUUCUACUCUUCUGAGAUCGUAUGCGCCAUUGAGUACCUCCACUCCAAAGAAAUCGUUUACCGUGACCUAAAGCCUGAGAAUAUCCUCCUGGACAGUGAAGGACACAUCCGUCUGACCGACUUCGGGUUUGCAAAGAAACUCUCUGAUAGGACCUGGACUCUGUGUGGAACUCCCGAGUACCUCGCUCCUGAAGUCAUCCAAAGCAAGGGUCAUGGCCGAGCAGUGGACUGGUGGGCUUUGGGCAUCCUCAUCUUUGAAAUGCUGGCUGGGUACCCUCCGUUCUUUGAUGACAACCCAUUUGGAAUCUACCAGAAGAUCCUGGCUGGAAAACUAGAAUUCCCACGCCAUCUGGAUUUCUAUGUCAAAGACCUCAUCAAGAAAUUUCUGGUCAUUGACCGAGCCAGACGGCUAGGCAACAUGAAGAACGGAGCCGAUGACGUGAAGAAGCACCGCUGGUUCAAGACAAUUGAUUGGGAGUCGGUGCCGCUGAGGAAACUUAAGCCUCCGAUAGUUCCCAAAGUGUCCCACGAGGGCGACACCUCCAACUUUGACAUUUACCCCGAGGACGACUGGAAGAAGGACCCCCCUGUGCCUCAGAAGGACUUGGAGAUCUUCAAGAACUUCUGAUCAGUCGGCCUGUUUAAUUUAUUCUUGAACCAAUAUAUUGACGAUGUACUGUUACAGGUACUAUGAUAGAGAAUACACUCAUUUAUGGGGAUGUAACGGUAUUGUCAAUUUCACAGUAUCACAUGAACAGAGGGAAACUACAGAGACCAUCAUCAUCCUUUGCACUUCUUGUUGCCUCUACAGAUAGAGAAAAUGGUGUUGGCCAGUAUUAAUGGCAACAGAGAACAGAGCGCGGAUGUCGGAGAGAGGAAAGAUUUUUCUAAAUUGUGACUCUUACGUCUGACAUGUGGAUGCAUUUCCAUUUCCUUUGGUGUCAAGAAAUGCAAAAGAAGAAGAAGUGUAUGAAAAGCCACUUGACAAUUUGUCACUGCGAAAAGAUUUGAGAAUAUAGGAGGGGAAGAAUAAAAAAGGACUCUAAGGGAAGCAUUUAAAGCACAAGAGCUUGACCUGCAGCCAUUUUCUGUAGUGGACAUCAAAGGAUUAAGAAAAUUACACGCUGAAGCCAAAGUAUAAAAUUAAUUUACAGACAUGCAUUACUUUAAUCAAACACUAUAAUCCAGCUCUUGCUAUCACAACAUUGCAAUAAAUAUUCUAUUGUAACUGAGAUUUUGAUAUCGUUACAUCCCUAUCUCUUAUCAAAGCAGGGAGUCAUUUUAUCCAGAAUAUGAUCCUCCCUCACUUCCUACAAACUCCAAAUAAUUGAUGCUGUGACCUGUAUCAUACUAGAUUUGUUUUAUUCUGUUAAUUUAACUGACUUAAUUCUUUUUUUGUAUUACUAUUAUUAUAUUAUUAUUAUUAUUGUUGUUUUUUUUAUUAAUUUCUCUGAGCCUACUCAUAUGCAAAAAGAAAAUGUGGUUCUUUUGAAACCAAAUGACUGUUACUUUCUAGGUUUUGGAAAAAAAAAGAAGAGGAGAAAAAUCAGGUCUUUUUUAAUCUUUUUUUUUUUGUAUUUUCUGGGUUUUUCAAAUGUCCAUGUGUAGUCAUAUCUAAUGUGACUCCAGACUGGUGCUGUUAACUGUCGGCUGGCCAGUUUUGGACUCAUUACACUGUAUGUGGUCAUGAGUCAGACACUUGAUUUGAAAAUGUGUGACCAUUAGCACUCGUAAAAAGGUGCCUUACUGUACAUCACAGCUUGACGGGGCAUGUCGCGCGUGCUUCUGUGAGCCUUCAGUUCACUAAGGGAUGUUGGAUCUCAUGUUGAGGUGCAGCUGAAUUUGCUGUUUCCUUGUUGAAGCUUUAUUGACAGAUGGGCCUUUGUUAGUACGGAUGAUUUUUAAAGGCAAAAGGCAUGUGAGGUGAAAGGUGUGAGAAUGUAGGGCUGGGUAUCUCACCACUGACUUACAAAGUCACAAAGCGUAGAUAUUGAUUCAGUUAUGGAUGUUUCAGUAAUAGAGGCAAAUGUUUUAAAUGGAGAUUUUAAAUCUGAAAUGAGAGCAUCAUUUGCCUUUAGGCGAGGUGAGGUAGUGGAUGAUCCUGCCAUGUUUACAGGCUCAUUAUUCUGUCACAUGGCCAGAGCUGGCAAGACUCAACAAGGUUCUCUUUACCCACGGGGAAAGGAUCAGAUAAUUCAACUGAAUAUCUAUUUUAAUCAGAAAUCAAUUUCGUUAAGCCACUGGUGAUUGACGCUGCAACUCACACGUGAAAUGUGGCGGCUUCAACUAAAACGCUGCUGAACUGCAUUGUGGGUCCAUUAGUUUGCUGUUAGUGUGGACUUUUUUAAUCAACUUUCAAGCAGCGGUGCAAACACCAGCCAAUCAACAAUCAAACAAUCUGUCAUGCAAACACAGAUCUUGGACAUAACCGACAGUUUAGCGACGUUAGUAGCUCUUUCUACAAAGUCAGACGAAGCCGCCUAAAGAAUCAGAAUCAGGCACGCCCACAAUUUGUGGAGGUAAGAUUUUCCUGUAUUUGCUGCUGAUGUUCCUCUGAACAGGUGACGCACUGGCUCCACUCCCUCCAUCCACCAUCCUCCAUCUUCACCAUCUCCUGGAUCAGCAUGAAAUCAUGUCAGAGUAGAUGUGAGUCGUUCCAUUUACACUCGGUGCUUGGUGGAUGGUGGUGUUUUCCCUCGACAGCAUAGUAAGACCUCAAAUUUGAUGUGCUUCCUUGUUAUUGCUGCCUGUCCUUUUUCCGUUUUUCUACAAGCAGAUAUUCUCUCAAAUGAGCAACGUGAUUCUGUUUAGCCACCAGAGCUUCUGUGAGGUCACGUCUCAUUGUGCUUGACAUCUCCACUGUUGGCUAGCACAGUAUUUCAUGUAUGCGGUUCUCCCAACUGGUGCAGCCCGCUCAUCACUGUCAACAACGUCAGUAUUUAUCUGUGUCAACAUAAAUCGUUGAGUCUUAAGUAUAAUUCAGUAUAUGAUUAGCCUUCAAAAUAAACUGCAUUUUGAUGUGUCUGUUUUUGUUUGUUGCCUUCAAAAUCCCUGGUUAGGGCAUUGUGUUACAGUCACAUGUGACAGCAUGUUUACACAGGCAGCACUUUAGCAGCGGCUCGUCCACCUUCGGUGUCUACACUGGGGCAUUAAGGCACAGCACUGCUCUGUGAUUACACAGCGCUCAGCUUCACACAUGCGUUUAACCCAAAGCCCGGGUCGUAAGAAAUGUAAUUCAGAGUCCAGUUUGUGUAAUAAAAGGAAAUGAAUGGCUUUACUUUUGCCAAGCCCUUUAGAAUGUCUUAAAGCUGAUUGUCAAACAGAGUUUGUUUUAUUUGUGUAAAUCAAUCAAAUGUGAUCAGAUUUCCUGUUCAUUUAAAUUUUAAUUGACUGGCCAGUUACUGCAUGACCUCAUUUCACUGCAGCUGACUUUUGUUUUGUUUUUUUCCCACAAGCCCUCUUGUGUCAGGUUCCCACUUUGCCAUCACAGUGGAAAGAGUGAGAAAGCUGAGUUUGUUUUGUGUUUUUUUUGUUUUUCCACACAGUGAAGACAAUAGUUUCUGUCAUGUUGUUGAUCAUAUCAGUGGAACAGCUGUCUGCAGUGUAUUGUCAGCACUGUUUGACUCGACAGGAGUAAACACUUGAAACACCA
Solea senegalensis (Senegalese sole) is the source of this 4897-nucleotide messenger RNA. RefSeq names its product protein kinase X-linked (gene prkx). NCBI's taxonomy places the organism in Eukaryota, Metazoa, Chordata, Actinopteri, Pleuronectiformes, Soleidae. Gene Ontology annotation, molecular function: protein serine/threonine kinase activity; ATP binding. The record is from RefSeq and is a predicted model, not a curated record. The transcript has 8 exons. The coding region runs from base 827 to 1873 and encodes 348 amino acids. Gene Ontology annotation, biological process: protein phosphorylation.